AUGUCUAGAAUUACACCUCCCGUCACCAAGUUUACCCACGCGGUACGAAGUAUCAGUUCCAGUGCAAACGCAGGUCGUCCUUCUGGACUUUUGGACGCUCAAUCUCGAGCUUCACGUUAUUUACCCCGCAAUCUGAAGGAUCUCCGGGCAGAAUGCAAGAAGAGACAAUUGAAUCCCAUCGGCAACAAGAAUGAGUUGGUCGACAGACUUGCAGCUCACGAUAUCGUCGGCUCCCAAACCCAGGCAUUCCAUACAACUGGGAUGCAUAGACCCACCUCCACAGCAGUGCGAACCAUCCCCUUAAUGCAAGGUUUCCGAACCUCUGCCCCCAAACAAGCCUCCCGCGACAACUCCACCAUCGACUUCUUCUUCUUCCCCGAAGUUCCAGCAGAAGGUCCCGUAAAUCCCUUCCAGAAACUCCGCGUGCCUCUCCUCCCAGAUAACUACAACCCCGAUCGCUCGCCAGAAUCGGCUCAUGCUCUCGAGGCUCUCGAUGAAGCUGUGCCUAGACCGGAGAUCAGCAUCAUGGCUGCGCAUCCUGAGAAUGUGGCGCCGAGUGCGAUGAGCGAGGUGGUAGGUAAUGAUGGGCUAGAUCUUGAUAUCGGGCAGUUGACUUCGGCGUUCUCGACGCUUCUGCCCACGAGUUCGAAGGGAGAGUGUAAGGAACCUGGUGUUAUUAAGGAGCUGUGGAGCGGAUUGUUGGAUGAUAUUCUUGGUCCUAAGACUCCCAAGGCUGCUGUCUAG
Molecule: messenger RNA, 744 nt
Organism: Cadophora gregata
Lineage: Eukaryota; Fungi; Ascomycota; Leotiomycetes; Helotiales; Ploettnerulaceae
Exons: 2
Coding region: 1-744 (247 amino acids)
Source: RefSeq, a predicted model, not a curated record